AUGGACCCCCAGAUGACACUGCCCCGGGCAAUCCUGCUCCUCCUUUUCUUGCACCUGUUGCCACUGGGAGGCCUUUCUCACCCACUGGGCGGCCCUGGCCCGGCCUCGUCUGGGAUAACGGAGCUGCCGGACAAGGUCUCGGAGCUGCAGGCAGAGAGGAUGGCCCUGGAGAUCCUCCAGCAGGGCAUUGCCCCCACACAAGCUUGGGAAGCCCGGGAGGCCCAGGUUACCCCCACAAGCAUCUUUGGGCCUGAGGACGUCUUCCAGGCCCUGUGGGGACUACCCAGUCGCAAGACAAAGCGUGACUCAGGCUGCUUUGGGCGGAGGCUGGACCGGAUCAGCUUCCACAGUGGACUGGGCUGCAAUGGUGAUGAGGACACACCCUCCCAGAACACUCACUGUCCAAACCCAGCCAGCGCUUCAGAAUUCUUCCAAGUGCUGUCCUGCAUGAAGCUCUCUGUGGGUGCCCCCAUGGCUGCCCAACUACUGCGGUGUUUUGGCAAAGCCGUGGCCAGUCGGUGGGAGCCUCUUGAGGUCAAUCAGCAAGAAUGUGGCUCUAGCAGCCGAGGGUCUGGGGGGCUGUCGGGGCUGCCCAAGGCGGAGGGGCUGUGA
Molecule: messenger RNA, 612 nt
Organism: Cynocephalus volans (Philippine flying lemur)
Lineage: Eukaryota; Metazoa; Chordata; Mammalia; Dermoptera; Cynocephalidae
Gene: NPPB
Product: natriuretic peptide B
Exons: 5
Coding region: 1-612 (203 amino acids)
Biological process (GO): neuropeptide signaling pathway; cGMP biosynthetic process; negative regulation of systemic arterial blood pressure
Cellular component (GO): cytoplasm; extracellular region
Molecular function (GO): hormone receptor binding; hormone activity
Source: RefSeq, a predicted model, not a curated record